GGAUAAACACAUAACUUCGAGCUGGGAGUGGUCGUCUUUUAUGGCUGUGGUGGCAAGUCUUGCCCUCCAUCGUCAUUGUCCCGUUUCUCCUGCAUCAUCAUCCUCGUCAGUAACAAGGGUACGGACAUGGAUUCCCCUCCCCAACUCAGCAAGAAGGCCCUUUUGGACUCGGACUUUAUCUGAGUCUACAGACACAGCUCACUCUUCUUCUUCACUCGUAUGCCUCUCUUCUCCGUCGUCGUCUUCUUCUUCUUCUUCAUCGCCGGAAGUGACUACACCACCCACUGCUGAGUCUUGCAUCAACUUGGGACUCUCCCUCUUCUCCAAAGGACGGGUUAAAGAUGCUCUGUCGCAGUUUGAAACUGCCCUUACUCUGGAUCCUAAUCCAAUUGAGGCUCAAGCUGCGUUUUAUAACAAAGCCUGCUGUCAUGCUUACAGAGGGGAAGGAAAGAAAGCUGCUGACUGCUUGCGUACCGCUUUGAAGGAAUAUGACCUCAAGUUUGGCACAAUUCUGAAUGACCCAGACUUGGCCUCUUUCAGAGCAUUGCCUGAAUUUAAAGAGUUGCAAGAAGAGGCUAGGCUAGGCGGGGAAGAUAUAGGGUACAGUUUUCGGAGAGACCUUAAACUUAUCAGUGAGGUCCAAGCACCUUUCCGUGGUGUUCGGAGAUUCUUUUAUGUGGCGCUUACUGCUGCUGCUGGAAUAUCAAUGUUUUUUACAAUACCCAGACUAUACCGAUCAAUUAAAGGUGGUGAUGGAGCUCCUGAUAUUUGGGAGACUGCAGGAAAUGCUGCAAUAAAUAUUGGCGGUAUCAUUGUUCUUGUGGCUUUGUUUCUCUGGGACAAUAAGAAAGAGGAGGAACAGCUUGCACAAAUAUCUCGUGAUGAAACCCUCUCAAGGCUACCUUUGCGCCUUUCAACUAACAGGGUUGUUGAACUCGUUCAGUUACGAGACACUGUCAGGCCUGUUAUUUUGGCUGGGAACAAGGAAACAGUCUCCUUAGCACUCCAGAAAGCUGAAAGAUGCCGGACUGAGCUCCUUAGGAGAGGUGUUCUUCUGGUUCCUGUUAUUUGGGGUCAGAAUAGUGACAAACCAGCGGAAAAGAAAGGCUUCGGUCUUUCUCCAAAAGCUGCCGCUUCUCUUCCAUCAUUAGGGGAAGAUUUUGACAAGCGAGCUCAAUCAGUAGUUACCAAAUCAAAAUUGAAGGCAGAGAUUAGAUUCAAGGCAGAGCCACUAUCACCCGUGGAGUGGGAAAGGUGGAUUAAGGAUCAACAGAAGUCAGAAGGUGUUACUCCUGGUGAAGAUGUCUACAUUAUACUGCGUCUAGAUGGCCGUGUCCGCAGAUCAGGAAGGGGUAUGCCUGACUGGCAACAAAUUGUGAAGGAGUUGCCAGAAAUGGAUGCAUUGUUAAGCAAGCUAGAAAGAUGACAUUAAUUGCUUCGACGGUUGAUGCAGAGUGGACGACACUUGUAAGAUAUAGAAGUUGGCUCUUUUAUUUACAAGUUGUUUACAUAGAAGGGUAUUGCUGUUGCUGUUGUUGUCUUGCAAAGUUUCCCCUUGUGGCAUUUUAUGUAAUCUUUGUUUCUGAGGGUUCUACUCUUAAGAUGAAAUGCUUCUAUUCUUGUUCAAAUGUCGUAAUUUGUCUUUUCGUGGAUGUAAUUUUUUUUUGUAAAUUGAUGGCAUUCUGAUUAUUUGCUUAAAAGCUGCGAGGCAUGUGUUUGUGAAUGCAUA
This is a messenger RNA of Coffea arabica (coffee), 1729 nucleotides long. RefSeq names its product protein LOW PSII ACCUMULATION 1, chloroplastic. Gene Ontology annotation, cellular component: chloroplast. Lineage: Eukaryota; Viridiplantae; Streptophyta; Magnoliopsida; Gentianales; Rubiaceae. Gene Ontology annotation, molecular function: protein binding. Gene Ontology annotation, biological process: photosystem II oxygen evolving complex assembly. The record is from RefSeq and is a predicted model, not a curated record.